UGCCUGAAGAUGGAAACACUUGAGUCUGAGCUGACCUGUCCAAUCUGUCUGGAGCUUUUCGAGGACCCGCUGCUGUUGCCCUGCGCUCAUAGCCUUUGUUUCAACUGCGCCCAUCGAAUCCUGGUCUCCCAUUGCACCCCCAGCGAGCCUAUUCAGUCUAUCAGCGCCUUCCAGUGCCCAACCUGUCGCUAUGUCAUCACCCUCAACCAGCGGGGCCUAGAGGGACUCAAACGCAACGUGACCCUGCAGAACAUCAUCGACCGGUACCAGAAAGCUUCCCUGAGUGGAUCUAACUCUCCGAACGAGACUCGCCGAGAACGAGUCGUCCCCGACAGCAAAGCCAUGACAUCUCCCUCUGACCGGGUGCAGUGUCAGUUCUGCGAGCAGGACCCGCCGCAGGAAGCCGUGAAGACCUGCGUCACCUGCGAGGUGUCGUACUGCGAGGAGUGCCUCAAGGCCACCCAUCCGAACAAGAAGCCAUUCACGGGCCACCGACUGAUCGAGCCCUUGCUGGACUCUCACCUGCGAGGGCUCAUGUGUCUGGAGCACGAGGAUGAGAAGGUCAACAUGUACUGUGUGACGGACGAGCAGCUGAUCUGUGCUUUGUGUAAGCUCGUUGGCCGACAUCGAGACCACCAAGUAGCAGCCCUCGCAGAUCGAUACGACAAACUGAAGCAAGCUUUGGAUUCCAACCUCAGUAAUCUAAUCAAGAGGACCAGUGAAUUGGAAAGCUUGAUGGGGAAGCUUAUCCAAACCUGCCAAAACGUGGAGGUAAAUGCAUCACGACAAGAAAACAAGCUGCUGGAAGAGUGUGACCUGCUGAUUAAUAUCAUACAGCAGAGGAAACAAGUCAUAGCGACGAAGAUAAAGGAGGGGAAGGCCAUGAGGCUGAGGAAGCUAGCGCAACAAAUUGCCGGCUGUAAGCAGUGCAUCGAGAGGUCCUCCUCCCUCAUCACUCAGGCCGACCAAACCCUCAAAGAGAGCGACCACGCCCGUUUCCUUCAAACAGCUAAAAGUAUCUGUGAGAGAGUGUCGAUGGCCACAGCAUCAUCACAAAUACUGUUACCAGAAAUAAACCUAAAUGACGCCUUUGAUACGUUUGCUUUGGACUUCACGAGGGAGAAGAAAAUGCUAGAAAGUUUAGAUUACUUAACAGCACCAAAUCCACCAGUAAUUCGUGAGGAACUUUGCACGGCCUCGUAUGACACGAUCACAGCUCACUGGACAUCAGAUGAUGAAUUUUCUGUUGUAUCAUAUGAACUUCAGUACGCCAUCUUUACCAGCCAAUCUAAUGUUGUCAGCUUGUGUAACUCUGUGGAUAGCUGGAUGAUUGUCCCAAACAUCAAGCAGAAUCAGUACACCGUGCACGGACUCCAGAGUGGCACCAAGUACAUUUUCAUAGCGAAGGCUAUAAACCAGGCUGGAAACCGCAGCAGUGCUCCAGGGAAACUCAAGACCAACAGUCAGCCAUUUAAACUGGACCCAAAGUCUGCUCACCGGAAGCUGAGAGUGUCCCAUGACAACCUCACGGUGGAGAGGGAUGAGACAUCGUCCAAGAAGAGCCACAGUCAGGACCGCUUCUCCAGUCACAGCAGCUACGGCGUCACGGGAAAUGUCUACAUUGACAGCGGCCGCCAUUACUGGGAGGCUCUGAUAGGAGGCAGCACAUGGUUUGCCGUGGGGGUUGCAUACAAGUCGGCACCAAAACACGAGUGGGUCGGCAAAAACUCAGCCUCCUGGGUGCUGUCCCGCUGCAACAACUCAUGGGUGGUACGGCACAACAGUAAGGAGGUCCCCAUCGAGCCUUCACCGCACCUUCGGCGUCUCGGAGUGCUGCUGGAUUACGAUUUGGGAUCUCUGUCGUUCUACGACGCUGUUGGCUCUCUGCACUUGCACACAUUCGACAUCAGCUUCGCUCAGCCAGUCUGCCCAGUGUUCAACGUGUGGAACAGAUGUUUGACAGUCCUCAGUGGACUGCCCAUCCCAGAUUACUUGGAGGAUACAGACUACAACCACUGACAAACCAUUUCCUACUUGAUAUUUUUUU
Messenger RNA from Nematolebias whitei (Rio pearlfish), 2047 nucleotides. RefSeq names its product midline 1 (gene mid1). The transcript has 9 exons. Lineage: Eukaryota; Metazoa; Chordata; Actinopteri; Cyprinodontiformes; Rivulidae. Bases 10 to 2019 code for a protein of 669 amino acids. The record is from RefSeq and is a predicted model, not a curated record. Gene Ontology annotation, molecular function: zinc ion binding; protein binding.